Molecule: messenger RNA, 3395 nt
Organism: Pocillopora damicornis (cauliflower coral)
Lineage: Eukaryota; Metazoa; Cnidaria; Anthozoa; Scleractinia; Pocilloporidae
Source: RefSeq, a predicted model, not a curated record
UUGGUCACUAAGAAACCUGGUAAAGACGUUGUUAAUUGCGAGUGAUGGCCUUACGAAUUCUCCUUACAAAUAUAGGACGUUUUCAAAGACACAAGUGAUGAGAAGAUCGGAGUCUUCAACCAGCAUAAAGAAAAUGAUACUGAAAUGUACUGAUGCUAUAGCGAAUUUUUUGGGAAUCUUAUUGACACUUCAAGUGGCAUCAGAAGCAUAUAACCUCGGUUAUAAGCUUCUGUUGGCAUACACAGGGGGUUUGCGUGGUCGUGCUUGUCAACACAGCUAGAUUGAAAAACAGAUUAUGUACAAAGCAUACAUUAUAAUUCCUACGAAUAAUUACUUUUUAAGUUCUUGUGAAGAUAAUAACAAGCGAUUUUUUUAGCACUUCCUAAUAUUUUUCUUAUAAUUGUUUAGGUGAUAAUGGAAAUGUGCACUCUGUGAUUGGUCGCGAUGUACAUCAUAUCGCACAAGAAUCACCUCGCGCGUGUUGAUAAUAAUACUGAAGCACUCAGUUUCAAAAUAGUCUUUGCACGAGUUUAUGAUGUUCUUAACGAAGAAACGAGUUUAAUGAAAUAAAAUGCAGUUUCUCUGAUAAUUACCGUAGCAAUUAUACUCAAACAAUGAUCCCCCGCGGGUUUAGCGAAUAUUGUCGAAUAAUCCCUGUGACUUUGUCACGAGGAUUAACGACAAUAUUCACUUCGCCUUCCGUGAAAAAUUGUUUUAUAUGUUUGUCGUAUGUCUUCAGUGAUAAUGUAUUCUGUUUAAGGAAGAAGGGUAACUAAAUUUGUCCAUCAAUUAUGCGAUGGUAAAGGUCAAACGUUACUGGCAGAUUUUGAUUUUAAAGGAGUCUCUUUUAAGGCAAAGGAGGAAUGCGUGUAGAGUCUGCAGGAAAGAAUUCGUAGAUUCCUUUAUGUUUGUUUGUUUCUAUGUGUGUUUUGUAUUCUUUCUUUUUCUUCUAAGAGAAGGCGAAGGAGCUUCUUUUGUUACAUACACACGCAAAUUUUCGUGUAGAAUCUGUGUCAGACAGGAUUCUCGCAUAUGCAUUGUACAUUGCUUGGCAACUGUACUUGAAGAACAUUUAACCACCUACUGCCGUUGGUUCUUUUCAAUUCAGUGAAGAGCAUUCAGUUUAAAUAUUUUUAGAGUGCGAGAUUUUCAGUGGUGUUGACAAGCGCCAUUUUACCGGUCUAAGGUAUACCUCUGUCCACAAGGCUCUCCAGGAUUUCCUACCAAUGUCUGUGAAAGAAUUCAGUUCGAUGAUUUAAAGGAAUAUUUAUUUUGUGGUUAAAGACACCUUCCCCUAUUGAAUGCCACUUGUGAAGAGGUUAUUAAAACCCUUAGCAACCAGAACCAUUAGUUCAAUUCAUUUUCUGUUUAUCACUCAAGUAAUUCCAGCUGGCUCAUCCAUGAGCUAGGAUUCAGGGUUAUUAACCUCUUCAACAGAAAUAAUCCACAGUUUUGUCUACGACACAAUCCUUGCACUGAGUGUAUAAAAUCACAGGUGCACAUGUGGCCAUUAAGAGGACAUUAAAACCCAGGUGGCGAGAGCACUUAGUUCAGUUAUCUUAGAAUACAAACGUGUGUCUUAGGACAUUUCUCCCUUGUCAUGGAAUGCAUUUAAAUUUCACAUCUUCCGUUUUUUUCUUCUUUCAAAUUAUAUAUCUCACUGAAAAUGCCGCCUAUGACGUAACUUUAACACAAGCUAGCACAAACCGCGGUUUCUUUCAAACUUUGACGCCAUUAAAUAUCAAAAUAAUGGCCUGUCGAUUGUGGUCGAAGCUUCAUGUUUUCCCCUUGUUCCGUUUGACCUUUUUGUGAAACCGCAUCGAAUCUCGGUCAGAUAAGUAAACAUUUCAUAACUGUGGUAUUGUAGCGAUGUUUUAAAUUCUUUGCGUGAGUCAACUUAAUUGAAAGUACACAAUGCCCUUAACACAUCCAGCCGAGGGGAUUGGAACAAAAACCUCAGCGCCGAGAAUAAUAUUCAUUUGAGAUUAUUUUAGCUCGCCGGAAGCGAUACAAUGCGGCGUUAUAUUCGGCGACGGGUAAAGUGAACUUAAAAUUAACAUUUGCAUAGUCAGCUGAAUCGAAGAUGUACUAUCGACAGGUUUUGCCACAGCAUCUUAUAUUGUUGUUCUUCUUCUGUCCUCGAUCAAGUAAAUCGUUGCCGACUCUGGAUGACAAUCGUAUCACUUUACAAUGCUUAGAGAAUUACAUGCUUCUUAAAAUGGACUUGCAAGAUUUACCAAUAAUUGAACCAACUUCACUUCACUUAAGGCACUUUUCUUGCAGACCACAAGUGAUUAACACCAGUGCUUUAUUUCGGGUACCCUUCCGAGGCUGCGGGACAACCCUCGGAAUAGAACUCGAUCACAUUGUGUAUCAAAAUGUUGUGGACAAUUCGCAGAAGAUGAACGGAUCACGCAUGGCGGUUAGGCACGCCCCUGAACUGUAUUACCCGUUUGUAUGUCGCUAUCGACAGAAAUACAUUGUUACUUUGAAAGAAGGAAGAGGGACGGAUCAAAACAGUAAAACUGGCCGUGAAAAUAGAAAUCAGACAACAGAAGAUAUUCCUAAGGUUGUGUCAAAUUCGUCAAGUAACACUUCUCCUUGGAUGCAUAACGUUACUUGGCUCACUAUUAUUUUUGAACUUAUGUGGACCUUGCUUCGAAUUGUGCACUAAUCUCUGAUGGACCUGCGGUACCCUUCCACUCUGAAAAUGAUUGUAUUCUCAACCGAGGAACAUUGCAUUAUUGUUUUUCGCUUUUGAUAAGCAAGUGCCUGAGGAUCAUCAAAUUAAGCCAUGGUGGGAUUGUUUGCCGCGCUACGUAUACGUAGUACAUCAUCUUCUUUAAUGGCCUCGGUUGUAAAAAAAGUUAUGGAUCUUAAAAUCAAGAGUCUUAUCAAGAUUGGUGUGUCUCUUUUUCGGAGAUCACUUUAUUAGAACAAAAUGCGUCUAUUGCAUCAGAUUAAACAUUCGUGAGAUAUAUUAUGCUGGGUGUGGCAAUGAAAUGGAAGUAGAAAUCUGGUCGGUAGUUGUAGGAACCCUGCUUUAUCUGAUCUCUCUGAACGAUGACAGUUUUCAAGCAGUCGUUUUGCAGCACAAAGAUGUGCCUCAAAGAACGGCUGUACUUACAGGUGAACAAUUAACCACAGUGUUUUCUGCAAAUGUAGCGCUUUUCGUCCGGUAUCAGCUGAAUGUUGGCUUCCCCAGCCAUUGCAAUUAUUUUUUGAUCUAAAUAAUAACCAGGGCAUGUUUGUUAUUAAAUAUCCUGGUUACCUAAGUUUACAAUUGGAAUUAAAACUUGUGAAUAUUUUGGGUUGAUUUAUGACCAUGUGGAUCAUUCAUGCAGGCAAGAUGGUCGCAUUGCUCUCUUUGAAUUGAAAAUAAAGGCUUUUUCACA